Anarrhichthys ocellatus (wolf-eel) is the source of this 2579-nucleotide messenger RNA. It is a transcript of the gene smyd5, whose product is annotated as SMYD family member 5. The transcript is spliced from 13 exons. The coding region runs from base 15 to 1256 and encodes 413 amino acids. The record is from RefSeq and is a predicted model, not a curated record. Gene Ontology annotation, biological process: negative regulation of gene expression, epigenetic. Lineage: Eukaryota; Metazoa; Chordata; Actinopteri; Perciformes; Anarhichadidae. Gene Ontology annotation, molecular function: histone H4K20 methyltransferase activity; protein binding.
GGUCGACAGAGAACAUGGCUGCUCCCGUGGAUGACAUGUUUUCCUUCUGCGUGGACCCCGGCAAAGUCUCCACCGGCGUGGAUGUUAGAUUUAUAAACCAUGUAAAGGGCAAGGGUCUCUUUGCCAAAAAGAGCAUCAAGAAGGGGGACGCCAUUUUUCUCGAGCGGCCUCUGGUCUCGGCUCAGUUCCUGUGGAAUGCUUUGUAUAAAUACAGAGCCUGCGAGUACUGCUUACGUGCUCUGGAGACUGCGGAGGAGAAUGCGAGGAGACUCAGCGGCAUCCCUGGACUCAGCCUUCCUCAUCCUGAGCUCUGCCACGUUCGACCAGAGCUGCACCAAGCCUGCCCUCACUGCCAGGUGAUGUACUGCAGCAGCGAGUGUCGACAAGCCGCAGCAGAUGAGUACCAUCGAGUUCUGUGUUUGGGUUCCUCCCAGGACGAUCCGGACCAUCCCAUCAACAAGCUUAAAGAUGCAUGGAGGAGUAUGCAUUAUCCCCCAGAGACCUCCAGCAUCAUGCUUAUGGCCAGAAUGGUAGCUGCUGUCAAACAAGCCAAAGACAAAGCACACUGCCAGAAGCUGUUUUCCCACUUCUGUAGCCGGACAGAUAAUGAGGAAGAGCAGAUCGCCCAUAAGCUCCUGGGAGACAAGUUCAGAGGGCAGCUGGUUUUGCUUCAGAGCUUUUUUAAAGCGGCACUUCAUGACGAUCAUCUUAGUCGGUGGUUUGUCCCUGAGGGGUUCCGCUCUCUGUUUGCUCUCGUGGGAACCAACGGACAAGGCAUCGGCACGAGCUCUUUGAGUCGGUGGGUUCAUGCCUGUGAUGCACUUCAGCUUCCUGCCCAGCAGAAGGAGCAAUUGGACUCUUUUAUCGACCAGCUGUACAAGGACAUCGAGAAAGAAACGGGAGACUUCCUAAACUGUGAGGGCUCUGGACUGUUCCUGCUUCAAAGCUCAUGUAACCACAGCUGCAUACCCAACGCAGAGGCGUCCUUCCCCGACAACAAUUUCCUGCUUCAGCUCAGUGCCCUCAGUGACAUCAACCCAGGAGAGGAGAUCUGCAUCAGUUAUUUGGACUGCUGUCAGCGGGACCGAAGCCGCCAUAGCAGACACAAAGUUCUGAGGGAGAACUACCUGUUUGUCUGCUCAUGUCCAAAGUGCAUCUCCCAGAUGGAUGAGCUGGACGUGACAUCGGACGAGGAAGAAGAAGCAGAAGGCGAGGCAGAGGGGGAUGAGAUGGAAGAUGAGAUGACAGAUGUCUGAUGAAAGACUUGCCCAUAUUGUUCUCAGCCGUUCCCUUUCCUGCCACCACGCUAAGCAUCCAUGAAGCCCUGAGGAAUAAAGACCACCAUCUGCAUUUCACCAAAACUGUACAAAUGUGUGGAAAAUGUAUUAACAAAUGCAGACACAUUUCACUCGUUCUUUGUCUUGUUUUGGAGAUCGGCCACAGAACAAUGCAUGUCAGUAUUAGGACAGUUUUUGCUGUACUCCAGCGCACUGGGUGGUUUGAAAUAAAACAAAGACUUUCAAGGUUUGUGGGUGAACAGUUAAGGACUGACAUCUCUAAAACGUUCACUAAAUCUGGAUUAAAACACUAUUUUAAAUCUACAUUAAUUAAAAAACAUUCUGCCGACUUGGUGGCAGUUAUAAUACGACAUAUUGCCUUAUUAAAUAGUUACCAAACAGCACUUGAAAAUCUUCUGCUCUACAGUGGUUACAUUCCAAAAUUCAAACUGGAAAUGUCACUCAUAAGAGCGGUGAGAAUGAAUCACAAUGAGUUGAAAGGCUCCAAAGAAUGAGAGAAAUGGAAGAGGAUGGUGAUUAUUCUCAAUAGGUUCACUUUGAGUGGUAUUACACAGUCCGUUAAUCCAUUGUUAUAUGAUUAGAGCUGCUUUAUAUUACAGCUGGUAGUCGGUACUUUAUCCUCAGUGAUUGUGUUACUUGUUCAAAUGUUCCACAUCACUCAAUGUGCUGGCGAACAGAGCCGAAACUAAUAGUUAUUGCACUGCGUCUGACCUCCAGGUCCACUAAAUCAAACUCAGAAGAACUGUUGUCAUGUCUCGCUCCUUACAUCUCUCGAACAAGGCAAAGUGAUUAAGCCAAGGUCGGAUGAUUCUCAGGUGUUUUUCUCCACUUAAGAAGUUUCUUACAGGACUAUGCAUUAUUGUAUUGAGGCUUUAUUUAUAUUCCGUUGUAAUUACAGUCUUGUCGUGUGGGAGACGUGCAGCUGGUGAUAUAUAGUUUGGUUUUCAUACGAUGAUCUAUGGGGUUAAGUUGAACCGUCCUAAUGUAUAAUGGAGACCUUGAGUUGAAAAUUGCUUUGUCAGUAACUUCCCUUUGUUGACUGUAUUUCAAACCGCAGUUCCACAUGAGUGAAAGAGCUGCUGCCCACACAUGAAUCAAUAUUACGACUGUAAUCACAAUAUUUUUAGUUUCUUGACAAAGAUUGGAAACAUGGAAUGUAAUCACGUUUUUUUCCCCACAGGAGAAUGUGCAAGGCACACAUGUAUGAUUUAAAUAUAACCGCAGCAAACAGGAGCCUAGCAGUUGUCAUUUUUACUACUGUGGCAUAAACCAUUGAAAUUG